Molecule: messenger RNA, 2422 nt
Organism: Arachis ipaensis
Lineage: Eukaryota; Viridiplantae; Streptophyta; Magnoliopsida; Fabales; Fabaceae
Source: RefSeq, a predicted model, not a curated record
CAUUUUGAGCCAUCUCUUGUAGGUGAUUUCAGUUUGGCAAUCUUGUUCAUUAUGCUGUUUUUUCAGUUAAUACUAUCUUUAAUGCCUAAUAGUUUUCGGAGUUCGUUUUUGCUUUGGUGUAUGUCAUGAAUACCUCUUUCUGUCCUUCCCCAGUUUCUUCUACUGUUCUACCAUUGUGUUCUUUGGAUUACUCCCUUGUUUUCUUACUUAUCUUAUGGUUAUUAUAAUCUAUUUGGGGUCAUAGAUUUGUUCGAGAGAGAGAGAGAGAGAGAGAGAUUGCACUUCAUAGUUCAUACAAUAAGUGUGAGAAAAUCUUUUCCUUUGCACAGAAUCUAGUGUAUGUCCUUUCCGGUCUUUUUGUGUUAUUGUGGGAACAACCUUAUUGCGUCCCAGCUCAUCCCUGCCUUCCUUUGAAGAUUGCACUUCAUACAAUAUAAUGUCAUAAGACUAAAAUACCCUUCACUUGGGUCUUUCAAUUAGUAUUGGUACGAUGUAGCUUUAGAAUUAAGCUGUGACCUGGUUGGCAUUAGAGUUGAGCAUACAAGAAAUCUUGGGUGUUCACUGUUCUUGGAGCACAAUAAUGAAAAUGAGUGGAUAUAAAUAUUGUUGAGUAUAAAUUAAAUAUGUUUCAAGAGUACGCAAGUAUUUCUCUACACAAAAUUUAAUUAUGGGUGGCAUUAAGAAAAUAGCCGUCAGUGUAGGAAAUAAUGAUGGUGAGGGUGAGGAUGCAUAUAUUGGAGUAAACAUUGGUACAGAUGUCUCUGAAAUGCCAAGUCCAAAAGAGAUUGUUGCCCUUCUUAAAGCUCAAGGUAUCCAACAUGUUAGACUCUAUGAUGCUGACCAAUCUUUGCUUCUUGCACUCGCCAACACAGGGAUCCGUGUGGCCGUUUCUGUUCCGAAUGACCAGCUACUCGGCAUUGGCCAGUCCAAUGCAACUGCAGCAAAAUGGGUUUCGCGGAAUGUAAUAGCUCAUGUCCCUGCUACCAACAUAACUUCCAUAGCUGUUGGUUCCGAGAUCCUAACAACUCUCCCAAAUGCAGCCCCGCUUAUAGUCUCGGCCUUAACAUUUAUUCACUCUGCUCUGGUGGCUGCUAAUCUUGAUCAGCAGAUAAAAGUGUCUACUCCACACUCUUCCUCUAUCAUCCUUGACUCUUUUCCACCUUCCCAAGCGUUUUUCAAUCGGACUUGGAAUCCGGUCAUGGUUCCCUUGCUUAAGUUUCUGCAAUCAACAGGUUCAUAUCUCAUGAUCAAUGUGUACCCGUAUUAUGAUUACCAGCAAUCCAAUGGUGUGAUCCCACUGGAUUAUGCAUUAUUCCGCCCCUUACCUCCAAAUAAGGAAGCUGUUGAUCCCAACACUCUCCUGCAUUAUACUAAUGUAUUCGAUGCAGUGGUUGAUGCUGCUUAUUUUGCAAUGUCUGAUUUGAACUUCACCAAUAUCCCUAUUGUGGUUACUGAAUCGGGAUGGCCCUCCAAAGGCGACUCAUCAUCUGAACCGGACGCAACUGUGGAUAAUGCCAACACUUACAAUAGCAACUUGAUCAGACAUGUACUUAACAAUACUGGGACUCCUAAACAUCCUGGAAUUGCAGUUAGUACAUAUAUUUAUGAGCUUUACAAUGAAGACCUAAGAACGGGUCCAACCUCUGAAAAGUAUUGGGGGAUGUUUUAUGCUAAUGGAGAACCGGUGUAUACCUUACACUUGACUGGUGCCGGUACUAUAUUUGCAAAUGAUACAACAAAUCAGACAUUUUGUGUCACCAAGAGUAAUGCUGAUGCUAAGAUGCUACAGGCGGCGCUCGACUGGGCUUGUGGACCAGGGAAAGUUGAUUGUUCACCUCUGCUGCAAGGUCAACCAUGUUAUGAACCAGAUAAUGUAGUCUCACAUGCUACAUAUGCUUUCAAUGCAUAUUAUCAGAAGAUGGCUAAAUCUCCUGGGACUUGUGAUUUCAAAGGGGUUGCAACCAUAACCACCACGGACCCAAGUCAUGGUUCUUGUAUAUUUCCUGGAAGUUUUGGUAAAAAAGGCUCAAAAAUAAAUGGCACAUUACUGGCCCCAUCCAACUCCACAAGUUCAGGUUGCUUGUCACAAUAUUACUACAAUGGUGGAUCUUUCACAAGCUCUGUGAUCUUAGUUGCUUUACUUUUGAAUGUAUUUGUCAUGUAAAACUAGCUACACAUUAAUGUAAUUUAUGGAUAGAGAGCUCAGAAAGAGAGAGUAGAGACAUCAGACAUGCCCUUCAACUACCAAUUUUGUGUUUGGUUUUGUAGAAAAAUUAGAGUGGCCACGUUGAUCAAAUGUAUAUUGACAAUUACACCAUCACUUUCCAUUGAAUUUUUUGUACAAACACAGCCAGACUAAUUAUUUGUCAUCAAUUACUGUAUCCUUAUAAGAUCUACAUAAUUACCAUUUUGUGUGAUUUAA